UCUGCAUCUAAUAGCAGGAGCCACUGACCGAGCACUUAACAGCGGUGGAAAAUUAUUUGAAAACAUCCUCAAUUCGUGGCUCAGAGAUGGAGCAAUUUCCACUCGAAACGUUUCAGAGUCAAACGCGGAGAGCACCGAUGACCGAUCGAAAAGCAGUAAUAAAAAAUGCCGACAUGUCCGAGGACAUGCAGUCAGAUGCUGUGGAGUGCGCCACACAGGCCAUGGAAAAGUUCAACAUUGAGAAAGACAUAGCAGCGUACAUCAAAAAAGAGUUUGACAAGAAGUACAACCCUACAUGGCACUGUAUUGUUGGGAGGAACUUUGGUUCCUAUGUCACCCAUGAAACGAAGCAUUUCAUCUACUUCUACCUUGGACAGGUAGCUGUUCUUCUGUUCAAAUCUGGUUGAUUUGACUCUAAAGAUUAUGAAAGGAUCGCUGGACGUCCAUAGAAAAUGCUUUAUAGAAACUUACAACUUUAGAGUUUGUACAAAGUGAAGGUUGCUAUGUUGUAUUAAAUCUUAUCACCAUAACAGUACACUGAUAUAUAAUCCCACUAGACACACCUUUGCAAGUUUUGCCUUACAGCAGAUAAUUAUACGCUAUACUAUCAAUACAAGCUCUAAGAAUAUUAUUCCAAGAGAGAAGAUCCAAUUUUCUCUUUUACUGCAAAUCUUCUGUUCACCUAUGGUUGCUAUGCUUGGAAUCUGGACUUUGAAAUCGAAUUUGCAUUAUUUCAAAAAUAGUUUAGAUGUAAUAAAUUGUUCUAAAGUUUA
This is a messenger RNA of Stylophora pistillata, 773 nucleotides long. Its product is annotated as dynein light chain 2, cytoplasmic. Gene Ontology annotation, molecular function: dynein intermediate chain binding. The record is from RefSeq and is a predicted model, not a curated record. NCBI's taxonomy places the organism in Eukaryota, Metazoa, Cnidaria, Anthozoa, Scleractinia, Pocilloporidae. Gene Ontology annotation, biological process: microtubule-based process. Gene Ontology annotation, cellular component: cytoplasmic dynein complex.